GGAAUCAACAUGGACGACAAUGUCCGCGGUGGCGACGCCGACGCGACGUCAACGGAGCGAGUCUUGAAGAGAAAGGUAAAGAAUUCAAGGACCAACUUAUUCGAAUGGGUCAAGUAUCGGUGUCACCUUGGGGAUGGCUUCUUCCUCUGCGAGUGCCCUACAUCUUUCGACAAUGAAACGGUGUCGCUGCAAGUGCUGCUGGCCAACAUCCUCUCAGUGCAUCCGAAAGCAGCGUCGAGGUUUGAGAUCACACACGCCACUCCAAGUGGACACAGCUCGGAUGAGUUCAUGGCACCAACGUCCCAGCAUUGCUCACUCUGGGUGCGAACGUUGAAGAAGGCCGUAGCACAGUCGAUGCAACUUAACUCCAUCAGUCCGACGCCGUUAGCCCUGUUGUCGUCUUUGCGACCACCGCACUUAUUUCAAACCAACACCACGGCACACCCAAAGCAAUCACUUAAGAUUGACAUUCCGUGCAGAAACAGCAGCAACAACGCCAUGGAUGCUACCAAGUUGUCUACUGAAAGCCCAUCAAAUCCCACACCGCGAUGCCAUCCAGACGACACCCCGGCCAGUACUCCCGAUAUACAGACAAGUCCCCCAUCACUGACACAUCCAUCGUUGGCAUCUUCCAUGCAUGAGCCAGAUAAGGAUUCGUCCCCUCCUGAUGCUAGCUCUCCUGUGUUGGUGCAUCGUUCGGCAGUAUCUCAACAGACGCCAUCUGAACACGAGGCAGAGGAGCAACUGGGCAUUCUCGUGCGUGUGGAAGGCGUGCUGAAGCAGCUGGAGACGGAAAACAAACUCUACCUGCAGCGAGAAACCCAGUUGCGCCACGAACUGGCCAACUUGCAAGACUCGAUGCGGCUCAUGGACGUCGAACGACAAGAGCUCCUCACCCAACUCCGGGACGUCACCACCGAGCGCGAAGAAUGGAAGGCCAUGGCGCGGCGCAAGCAGGCCGACAUGACGCAGCUCCGAGACGAUCUGCAGCUCGCCCGCGACGAGAUUCGACUACUUACAAACGAGCAACUACGGCUACACCAUCGCAACAAAGACUUGGCAGUGCAUGUCCAACGACUCGAUACGUUGGUGUAUGGUAAAUUUUAACACAACAACCAUCAAAAACAGCGCAAGAGCUGGACUUGUCCGCCGUCUUCGCGGGCACCGCGGGUCUCGGACGUGAACGGACUCAUGCCGAUACUAAACGCGAGUCGGUUCUCGUACUUGGCCUGGACCGCCAACCACUCGGUCGUGGGGUCGUCGCUGUCGCAGAUUACGUACGACGUCUCAGCCGACACGACAGUGCGCAGGCCAAAGCACCAUGUGCCCUCGUGGUCUUCAUAAGGCCCCAUGUCGAUGUGGAUGUGCAACGGGGUCGCGGCCUUGGAGUUGGGGCGAAGCAGCACCAACGAGGUCGCAUGAGGAGGUGGCGGGGUGACCAGCGACGUCAGCACCUCGUACGACCCGCCUCCAGAUUCCGUUCGGUUGAUGGACUAGAAUUGAGUCAUGUGUGACGAGGUUGAUGAUGUUAUGCGAGGGUAC
Messenger RNA from Aphanomyces astaci, 1542 nucleotides. RefSeq lists its product as hypothetical. The transcript has 2 exons. The record is from RefSeq and is a predicted model, not a curated record. Bases 10 to 1107 code for a protein of 365 amino acids. NCBI's taxonomy places the organism in Eukaryota, Oomycota, Saprolegniomycetes, Saprolegniales, Verrucalvaceae.